This is a messenger RNA of Oryza brachyantha (malo sina), 1590 nucleotides long. RefSeq names its product zinc finger transcription factor YY1. The record is from RefSeq and is a predicted model, not a curated record. Lineage: Eukaryota; Viridiplantae; Streptophyta; Magnoliopsida; Poales; Poaceae. The coding region runs from base 254 to 1288 and encodes 344 amino acids. Gene Ontology annotation, biological process: regulation of transcription by RNA polymerase II. Gene Ontology annotation, cellular component: transcription regulator complex; PcG protein complex. Gene Ontology annotation, molecular function: RNA polymerase II cis-regulatory region sequence-specific DNA binding; DNA-binding transcription factor activity, RNA polymerase II-specific. The transcript has 6 exons.
UGUUGUCCCCACACGCGCGCCCCCGCAACCAUCGUCUGUUGCGUCGCGCGAGAUGGGAUGGGCUUCGGAGUUGGGAUGGGAGCAGGAGCAGCCACAGAUUUUCCUCCUCCCCCUUAGCCACCCAGCCACCCGCCUCCGCCAUGCCGUCCUCUCCUCCCAACCCUAGCCGCAACGCGACCCCUCGGCGACUCCUCCCCGCUUAGCCCUCACGCCCCCUCCGCCGCCGCCGCCCGCACAUCCGGAACCGGCGGCGAUGCAGGCCGCGGCACGCCGCCCGCACCGAUGGGUCAAGGAGUGGGUUCCGCAGGAUCUGGUCGUCGCCGGCGGGCCGUGCGCUCUCUACAAGUGGGUGCGAGAGGAUAGGUUGUCUGCUCUCAAAUCCAGAGAUAAGGAAGAAGGAGCAGAAGUUGCAAAACCUGAACCAACCACUGAGGUUCUUUUCCUGUGCAGCUAUGAGGGCUGUGGGAAAACUUUUUUUGAUGCAGGGGCUCUUAGGAAACAUGCUCAUGUUCACGGGGAGAGGCAGUAUGUAUGUCACUACGAUGGUUGUGGCAAGAAAUUUUUAGACAGCUCUAAGCUGAAGAGGCAUUUUCUUAUUCAUACUGGAGAGAAGAACUUUGUCUGCCCUCAUGAAGGCUGUGGAAAGGCUUUCUCAUUAGAUUUUAAUUUAAAGGCACACAUGAAAACACAUUCUGCGGAUAAUUAUCAUGUGUGCAAGUACCCAGAAUGUGCUCGAAGGUUUACACAGGAAUCAAAACUAAGAGCUCAUAUCAAGCAACAGCAUGAAAAGGGUGGCCUCCAGAAUCCAGGUGGAUCUGCAACGAACCGCAGUGCUCCAGUAGACCACUCCCAUCAUAACAACACAUUGAAACCACCAGUAGCUCCACCAGCUCCCUCAGCUGAUCGCCCUUACGUCUGCCCUUAUGAUGGAUGUGCCAAGGCAUAUAUUCAUGAGUAUAAACUUAACCUUCAUCUGAAGAAAGAGCAUCCCAAUCACUACCAGGAUGCCGGUGCGCAAACCGCCUCUUCGAAGAGCCACAUGUCAAAGCGAAGAAAGAAGCCGGUCCUGACAACCAAAAUGCCACUGCCCAAGAUCCCUAAGAGGAGGGGUUACACAGCACCAUACCAACCUGUCAGUGUCGUCGAGGAGCACCAGUGGCCAAAUAAUAAUGUCCUGUACGAGGACGAUAGUGAGGAGACUGAGGAAGAGGGAGAAAACGCCGAGGACGGGGCGAGGUACAGAGCUGCUAGCAGCGACGACGAUGAGGAGACCGAAGAUGAAGAAUGAGCUGCUCAAUCGGUCAUUUUGUCAUCCAGUGUUUGUGCAUAUGAUUUACAAAAUGUUAGCUUUUGGGUUAUAGUGGUUGCAUACAUGAUACAUGUACAAUAUUCAAAAUAAGGCUGAGUAGUUAGUCAGAAUUGAGAAUUACCCCCUCAUGAACUAUAUGCAGGUUGUUUAUGUUGGGCUGCGCCCCAUUAAUCAAAUUGAAAAGGACAAUCACAAAAUACACCAUUGUUUGUAGCAUUUUGUGCUUGCACCUGCUUGUUUUCAAGAGGCAUUGGACAAUAAUGUUUCGAUUUGUGUCUGAC